AUGGGCCUCCCAUUCUCUGAGCCAGAUUUCACCCUCCCGGAUGUGUUCCUCCUUGGGCUGCCCUCACCCUCCAUUGGAUACCUGGCCUGGCGCAGGCUGACGGACGGGGAACGCCUUUCGGAAACCUACCGGGUCUACAACCUGCAGCUGGAGUACUUGCAACUGGUGCUGGAUGACCUCCGGGCCUUGGACCUUGGGCAGGGACCCGGGCAGCUGUCAGAGCAGCUCACCUUCACCCAGGCCCAACUCCAGGGCUUCGUGACCAACCUGCGCUCCCUGCUGGAGAGCCUGGCUCAGCCCCUGCCCACUGUCGGCAAGACCCUGGACUCUGAGGCCCACAGGCCCUCUGACUUUGAAAGGAAACUCCGGGGCUAUCUCGUUUGCCGGGAGUAUGUGCACUGGAUCGACCGUACACUGAGGGAUUUCACACUCCUCUUGGACAAGUUCCCGGCCUGA
Rhincodon typus (whale shark) is the source of this 456-nucleotide messenger RNA. RefSeq names its product cardiotrophin-2-like. Lineage: Eukaryota; Metazoa; Chordata; Chondrichthyes; Orectolobiformes; Rhincodontidae. The coding region runs from base 1 to 456 and encodes 151 amino acids. The record is from RefSeq and is a predicted model, not a curated record. The transcript has a single exon.